AUGGACAAAUCAGGAAUAAUUAAACGCGAUGUAGAAUUACCAACAGAUGCCAGAGGCAAAUUGGCUUUUGGUCUGUACAAUGUUUUUACACCUGAGGAAUGCAAGGAUUUCAUCAAGAUAACAGAGAAACGUGGUUAUGAAAAAGCUUUGGUAACUAUCAGUUCAGGAAGACAGAUAUUAAUGACGAAGGUCAGGAACAGCGACCGAUGUAUCGUGAAUUCUCAUGAGGAAGCAGAAAAAAUAUGGCAGAGAAUUAAAGAUUUUAUUCCUUCACAAUGGAAAAAACGACCUGUUUUAGGACUCAAUGAAAGAUUAAGUUUUUUAAGAUAUAACGGUGGGGGAUAUUUUAAGCCACAUUUUGACGGAUCCUCUAUUACAGAGAACGGAGGGGAAAGUUACAUUACUAUACUACUUUAUUUAAACGAGGGAUUUGAUGGAGGAUCAACAACGUUUAUAUCGACCAAGAAUGAAAAAGAAAGAGUCGAAUUUGUUCCCCAAACAGGAUCUAUAUUAGUGUUUCAACAUGAUAUUCUACAUGAAGGCUCAGAAUUAAUAAAAGGUAGAAAAUAUGCUAUGAGAACAGAUGUGAUGUUUGGCAUCAAGAAAUUUGGACAAUCUUUAACGUCAGUCUAG
Lottia gigantea (owl limpet) is the source of this 633-nucleotide messenger RNA. RefSeq lists its product as hypothetical. Gene Ontology annotation, biological process: peptidyl-proline hydroxylation to 4-hydroxy-L-proline. NCBI's taxonomy places the organism in Eukaryota, Metazoa, Mollusca, Gastropoda, Lottiidae. Bases 1 to 633 code for a protein of 210 amino acids. The record is from RefSeq and is a predicted model, not a curated record. Gene Ontology annotation, cellular component: endoplasmic reticulum. The transcript has 5 exons. Gene Ontology annotation, molecular function: L-ascorbic acid binding; procollagen-proline 4-dioxygenase activity; iron ion binding.